AUGGAAGGCAUCAAUGUUGCCCUAUUUGAUUUGACAUCGACUGGCAAGGCAACAAUGCUUAAUAGCUUGAUUGGUUCUAAAGUGGCCGCAACGGGUUGUGGUGAAACAACAAUGGCAAUUAAAAAAUAUACUGCUCAAUAUUUUAAUUUGUGGGACAUUCCUGGACGAAACGAUGAAAUAUCAUAUUUGAGUAUGGAAUACAUCGCUUUUUGGAAAGGUUUAACUCGAAGAUUAGUACUGAUUAUCACGACAGUGAAAGAGAACUCGAGCAUGAUGAAAUUACUGGAUGCCAUUAAACUAAAGUACGAUAUUGUGGUACACAAAUUCGAUCAGAUAGAAGAAGAAGAACGAGAAAAUUUUCAAAAACAAGUGACAGCUCAAAUAGCCGAAGCUGGACUCAAGGGAGUCGAUCAUGUGUAUUAUGUGAGUGCGAAAAGUCCUAAAAUGUUUGGCGAUUGA
This is a messenger RNA of Rotaria socialis, 459 nucleotides long. Lineage: Eukaryota; Metazoa; Rotifera; Eurotatoria; Philodinida; Philodinidae. The record is from the annotation of a GenBank genome assembly.